This is a messenger RNA of Megalopta genalis, 2113 nucleotides long. RefSeq lists its product as uncharacterized. Lineage: Eukaryota; Metazoa; Arthropoda; Insecta; Hymenoptera; Halictidae. The record is from RefSeq and is a predicted model, not a curated record.
AAACUAGAUCUAUGGACGACGCGCAGUAGUUAUAAUUAAAGCACAGAUUCAAUGUACGGAUAAGAGUUAUAAAAGUUGUAUGUGGUAUUAUAGCGUUGAACUGUUUUAAAUCUGUACUUUAAAUGUAACUGAAAUGGAAUUUUUUAGCAAAUGUGGUUCCUUCCGCGUUGAGUCAUUUGAGUUCUGGUAAGUCGAAUAUCUGAUAUUAGAUAUCGGAUAUCGAAUAAAGCGAAAAUUGUCGAAAUCAUGUCCACUGACUUAUCAAACAUAUACAUACAUGAAUUGAAUCUUACUGGAUGCAAAUUUCUGUAUCAGAAAGAAGAAAAAAUGGUUAAGUGAUAACAGUUUAUCCUAGAAGAUAAUCCUAUUUUUUUUGUAUGUCACAAUUCUAUGAACGCGCACCUAACUGAUAACUAGUUUUUUCUUUGUAUGUACUUUUUGUCCUUUUAAAAUGUUCUGUCGUCAUGGAGAAAGGUAUAAGCAGUUGUCAUGUACAUUCGAAAUCAUAUUUCUUUAUUUUAUUAAGGGAUAAAUGGAACAUUAUUGGUUUAUAAAUGUUGGGAUAUUGAAAACUUAUACUUAAUUUUGUGUAUAUUAGCUUGAGACGUUUACCGAUCGAUAUUUCUUUUCUGUGCAAUAAGAAAACUAAGACAAAUAAGUUGAUGAGGCAAAAUACGCGUCACUUAUAAAUUUGUACGUUUCCUUCUGAAUGUUCUAUAAAAUCGGUAAAAACUGUUCAAGAGCAAUCCAUAGCAUUUAUAUAUGCAUAUAUACGUAUACAUAUUUAAAUUGUUUCAUAAAAGAAAAACAACAAACACUGUUUGUGCUAUACAUCAGAUUUGUUAAUCAUUAAAAGUAAACUUUUGUAUGCAUAUUUUGUGAUCUAGUUUUGAUAUAUCUUUAUUUUUCCUGCUGAUAUAUUUUUUAUACGUAGGUGAACAACUUCGAAACCGGCUGGUGUCUGAUGCUGGACAUUGCUGUCCUUUGUCGUAAAUCAAUGCAUAAAUAAACAAAUUGUAAAAUACAAAUGUAUUGUUUGCAUGCACAUAUUAUCAAUGUCAAGCAUCAGAUACAAGAAUACGUUCUCUAAUUUCUGGUUAAACUGCGACAGAGAGGAAAGGCUACGUGAAAACAUCGGAAUUUUCAGAUUACAUCGCUAUCUUGUUUUACUCGUUAUUGUCAUGCGAGAAAAACAUAGGUGGUCAGAUUAAUCUAUCAUUUGUCACCAAAUAUCAGUCAAUUGACAAAAUGGUUCAUUGAACAGUCAUAUGGUUUCGAACAUAUAAAAAUGUUUAUUUACAUUGUGGCUAUAAUAUUUACGCCACUUAUUAUUUUUGGACUAGUGCACACCAGAUGCUUGGCUAACUGGAUAAGAUGGAAAGUUAGAAAUUCUCUGACCACAUGCAACAGAUUGACUCGUAGACCUCUGAUCGAAACGUUAACAAUCAACGAAAGUACUGAAAAUCUUUGUACACCCGAGAGAUCUUUUGAUAUAAUAGAGGAGAUAGCAGAUAAUACUGAAAGUCUGUCAAUGGCGCCAUUGCAAAGGUCCUUGUUUGAUAAUAAAGAGGGAUCAUCGGACACUUUACUAACUCCACGGUAUUCCUUUGAGGAUGUACUUCCAGAAGCCAGAGAAAAACAUUUUGAAUCGUCUGAAACACGAACAAGAAAGGAGAAUUUAUUUGAAUCUCUGAAAAAUACCAUCGAAAAGAGCACAAAUCCAUCCAACCGAUUAAAUACUACCCAAAUAUACAAUUUGAUUCUGAAAGAAACGCUUAAAGAAAACUUAGCUAGACAGAAAUUGUUGGAAACUGAGAGGAGAAAGAUUAACAAUGAAGCAACAUCGUUAAAAAUAACAGAACAGGCUGCUUCGUCAUCGGAGAAUAUGUCCGAACAGGACGGUGAAAGCAGGGAGAGUCUGCAGUCUGCAGAUAUCCAUCAUUUAAAUAAUGCAAUGUAAUAUCUCGAAUAAGAAAUAAAAUUUUAUUGUAUCGAUAACUGAAAAUCAUCUUCUGCCUAUUGUACAUAUUAAUGAACGAUCUAAUUGAAGAACAGUACCAAUAUCAAAAGAGACUAAUUAUUGCGAAAAUUAAAGAACACUUGGUUAUAUGUA